Messenger RNA from Jatropha curcas, 1947 nucleotides. The record is from RefSeq and is a predicted model, not a curated record. Lineage: Eukaryota; Viridiplantae; Streptophyta; Magnoliopsida; Malpighiales; Euphorbiaceae.
CUCUUCCUCGUAUAUAAAUUGCUCCUUAUUUCUCAGUUAAGCAUAUUGAAGCGAGAACCUUCUUCUUCUUGUUCUUGUACAUCUCUAGAGCUUGUGCGGUUACAACAAUGGCUCUACAAGCUGUUCUGCCAUUUCCUCUUGCAUCAUCAACCCAGUUUUCUCUUCAUUUGUAUAAGAGGACCCCAUAUGCAAAUGGAUUCAAGUCUAUUCGGUGUGUCUCUGCUAAUGUUGCUGCCAGUGAUGGGCUCAAAACAAGUAGACGGUCGGCAGAUUAUCCAUUAUCCAUCACUUAUUGGGACUAUGAUCUUCUUCAGUCACUUAGUAGUAACUAUUCUGAAGAGAAAUAUGGCAACAAGGUUGAGGAACUGAAAUAUGAAGUAAAGAGUCUAAUUUAUAGAGAGAUGGAGCCAUUGGCCAAGCUUGAGCUCAUUGAUGAAGUUCAAAGGCUAGGCUUGAAGUACCAUUUUGAGAUGGAGACUAAGAAUGCACUAAAUGUUGUCUAUUCAAACACUAAUAAUGGUUGGCCAUACGAUGAUGAUCUUUAUGCUACUGCACUUCGUUUUAGGUUAUUUAGACAACAUGGGUAUCAUGCCCCCCAAGAUAUAUUUGAGAGGUUCAAAGAUGAGAAAGGUGAAUUCAAGGCAUCACUUUGUGAGGAUGUGAAAGGAUUGUUGAGUAUGUAUGGCUCUUUCUUUGGGUUUGAAGGUGAAAAUACAAAAGAUGAGGCCAAGCUCUUUAGUACUAAACGUUUGGUGGCUCUCAAAACGUCUGCAUCUGGAAGUUUUAGCAGGAAAAUAGAGCAUGCUUUAGAUAUGCCAAUCCACUGGCGGCUGAAUAGGAUGGAGGCAAGAUGGUUUAUUGAUACAUAUGAACAAGAGCAACACAUGAAUCCUACUUUGCUUCAACUCGCUAAACUGGAUUUCAACAUGGUGCAAUCUAUUCAUCAAAAAGAAGUUGGCAAAUUGGCAAGGUGGUGGGUGGAUUUGGGAUUAAAUAAAAUAACCUUUGCUCGAGACAGGCUGGUAGAACACUACUUUUGGGUUUGUGGGAUGGUUUUUGAGCCAGAAUUUGGACACUACAGAGAUAUGACAACAAAAAUUCUAUGUUUGAUUACUGAUGUAGAUGAUGUUUAUGAUGUUUAUGGUUCACUAGAAGAGUUGGAACUUCUCACAGAAUUUAUAGAGAGGUGGGACAUCACCAAGAUUGAUAAGCUUCCUCAUAUGAUCAGAUCAAUCUUCUUGGCAAUGUACAACACUACCAAUGAAAUUGGCUAUUGGACUAUAAAAGAGAAAAACUUCAAUAUUAUUCCAUAUUUAAGAAAAGAGUGGGCAAAACUCUGCAAGACCUACCUUACAGAAGCAAAGUGGUACCAUAAAGGAUAUAAACCAACAUUAGAAGAGUAUCUAGAUAAUGCAGUUGUUUCAAUAGGAGCACCCUUCAUGUUAUUUUGUUGUUAUUUUCUUACUGCUGAUAAAAUAACCACAGAGGCUUUAGAUUUCAUAGAAAAACUUCCAACUAUCGUGCGCUGCCCUUCCCUAGUUCUUCGUCUCACUGAUGAUUUGGGAACUUCAACGUAUGAAUUGGCAAGAGGAGACAAUCUAAAGGCUGUCGAAUGUUAUAUGAAUGAGAAAGAAGUUUCAGAAGAAGUUGCUCGCCAACAUAUCAAUCAUUUAGUCCAUGAAACAUGGAAGGAGAUGAAUAAGGCCAUGCUUUUUAAUUAUCCCUUCUCAGAACCUUUUCUUAGCGCUAAUCCAAAUCUAGGGAGGACUUCUCAAUUCUUUUACCAUCAUAGAUGGACAUGGCUACCCAAUGGAGAUGGACAUGGCUACCCAGGAAAUGAAACCAAGGCUGACCUUUUGCCAUUGUUGUUGAAGCCUAUUUAAUGUCAAACGUCAAGAUUACUUAAUUUAAUUUCUUAAGAUAGAAAUAUGUUUUGGAUGAUCUUGU